Messenger RNA from Tetranychus urticae (two-spotted spider mite), 2925 nucleotides. RefSeq lists its product as uncharacterized. NCBI's taxonomy places the organism in Eukaryota, Metazoa, Arthropoda, Arachnida, Trombidiformes, Tetranychidae. The record is from RefSeq and is a predicted model, not a curated record. Gene Ontology annotation, molecular function: protein binding.
GGUUCUGUAUCUUGUUAUACUGAAAUAAAAUUCUCACAACAACGCAUUAUUAGAUCUCAUCAUUGUCAACAAUCAACAAGAUGUCUGCUAUUUAUUUUGUUAGUUUUUUAGUCAUUAUUUCGAUCAGUGGCAUUCAGUCUGCAGAUUUCAGUAAUUGUCAGGCUGAAUGUGUCUAUGUCAACGUCAGCACUGGAGCCAUCAACCUACCUGCUGAAUCUGGAAAAAAUUGCUGUUGGAUCUUGCAGCCGGAACCACUUGCAAAAGACAGAGUUGAAGCCUUUUUGUUCCUGCAGACUAUCAAGUUUGAAAGCGGCGAUUCUCUGGCCAUAUCUUCAAUUGAUGAUAAAAAUAAGACCUCACCACUUGUUAACAUAACAGAUUCCGUUUCCAACAAUUUAUUUUUUACUGGUACCAAGAAUAGCCUUAUUUUCCAGUUGAUCACAAGUGCUGUUAACUCAUCAACAAGGAGUUUCCAUUUAUUUCUGGAAAUUAAAGAAAAUAAGGCUCCUAUACCAAUUCUAGACGACACAGUUUUGAAGCUACUACCUGUUGCAGGUAAACCUGAUGUCCUGAAGGCAGAUUGGACAUUGAAGUUGGCCCUUUCUGCAAACCAAAAUAAGAAAAAAAUUGCUGCUAGCAUUGACGCAAUAUCUGCAGACAUUGUUGUAAAAUUUAACAAAGAUUGGUCCAACAAUUCACCCGAUUACCUGAGUCCAAACGAUAAGAUUGAACUUGGUUUGAGCAUCAAAGACAUUUCAUCUGCUGCAAAUUCAUUGGCUGUCUCUGUUUAUUCCGUCACCGAUGCAUGCAGUUCCUAUACUUCAUUAACUGUUAAAGAUCCCAAAACAACUGUUGCUGUUAAAUCAGAGGACCUCAAAAAUUUGAUUGACGUAAAAUGUCUCUGGAUCAUCGAGUCUGACGACCCAAAAAAUUGGCUCAACAUUAAUUUUGAUUCGAAAGAGCCAAUUGACGUGAAAGCUGGCAAUUCCUUCGUGGUUCGCAAAGGUAACAGGAAAUCAUCACCUGUUAUGUUUGUAAUUUCAUCAACAAACUUUGCUGAUAUAAAGACGAACAUCUACAAUUCAAUUUUUGACUCAUCCUCGCUUUACAUCACAUAUGAGGCCUUUGAAACAAACGGAGAACAUCCCCAUUUUGAUGUUUUACGACCUGUUGUCAACAAUUACAUUGUUGGUGGGCAGAAACUAGAUUUCAGUACUCCUAACAUGCCAACAAAAUUUUUAUUCAAAGCAAACGCAAAUUUGAAUGCUGUUUUAUCUGCUGCUCCUGGACAAAAAUUCGCAAACACCACCUACAUUUAUGAUUCACCUAUAACGAGCUCCGACAAGUUGCUUGCUGUUUUCAAAGCAGAUGAUGUUUGCCCUGAUAGCCUCUGGUCAAAUUCUGACCUUUUAGUUCUAGAUUUCAAGGAACUUCCAGGUAAAAUGAUUAUUGAGCUGAAAUCACUAUCUGCAAACCUUGGAUCCACUGCUCGACAAAGCAAAGGCAAUCUUGUACUUUUUAGCAAUCAACUUGAUUGCAAGAGUGCAUACAAUUGGAUCAUUCCUCCAAAACCCACCGACUCAAACCAGGAUUAUCAGAUUGUCAAAUCUUUGGUGAUUUCUAAUUUGGCUCUCGAAAAAGGUGGUUCAAUGUCUAUUAAAUCUUAUGCAUAUGGAGGAACACAUGAGUUCACGAUUACGGGAGAAAAUGCCAUGAGCCUGCCAACAUUCUACCUGGAUUCAAAUAUUUCCCAUAGUAUUAUUUAUCAAAGAGCUGAUGUAUGUGACAAGAAUUCCAUAACAUUGAUCCAAGCAUCUAUUGACACUAUUUCAUAUGAUGCCUGUGCAAAUAUUGAAGUCACUGCAAAGCAAAAUUUCGUUUCUUGUGAUUAUCCAAACAACUAUCCUUUGACAGAAUGGACGAUGACCAAAAAUUGUAGACAUAUGAACUCGACUUCAUCAAAUAUCUACAUUAGCUUCAACGAUGUAGACCUCGUCGAUAAUCAUAGUUUAGAAUUUCUUGGAUCAACAGGGACCGUGAAUCUCACCAAAUCAAACAUUCCUGGUGACACAAUUGUUUCCAACAAAGUUGCUAUUAACUUCAAUAGAGUUUUCAACAGUGAUGCGAAAACAGUAAGAACUCUUGGGGAAAGAUUAAGUGGCCGAGGAUUCAAUGCUACUCUUGAACCAAUUCAAUGUGGAGGUGUUUCUAUGAACAAAUCUGGCCUAUUGAGCAUAAAUGGAACUGAUAAACCAGAAAAAUGCAUUUUGAUUAUUCAAACACCAAUUGAAGACACCAAAACUAUCAACUUUCUCAACUUCACCCUCAGUGAUGGUCUAAAAGAUGCCAAAGUUUAUGAUUCCAAUAGCCGAAAAGAUGCUCGCACUCUUAAUAUAACUGGAGCUGGUUAUUACAACUCAAGCACUGAAACAAUUAUAGUGGAAUUUACUACCAGUUCUAAUCCUGUUCAGAUUAACUGGUCUACUUUGGUUUGUUCUGAUCGCUGCAUCGGUGUUAGAAGAUGUAUUAAUCCAUCAGAAAGAUGUAAUAAUGUUAACGACUGCGGAGAUUGGUCUGAUGAAUUACACUGUAAUGGUACUGCACCAGUACCUUCAGAACCUAAAAUUGUAAAAUCAGGAGUUCCUGGUCUUGUUGUCGUUUUCGUGAUAAUACCAUUGUCCAUUAUUUUUGGAAUCUUAGCUACCUUCAUGGCACCUAGAAUUAUGGCUCGUAUUCGUGGUGGUCAAUACCAAGAAUUCAGAGAGUAUUCUGACGUUUCAUAGCAAACAUUCAGACAAAAUCGUUGAUAAUAGCAUUUGAAAAUGAUUCAAGAUACUUCAAGAAGAGAAAAUCUUUAUUCCUUCCCAGUUCAUUGCUCUUGCUUCUCAAUUUGAAUAAUAAAAUUAAUCUACUUUAACAGUAAAA